UCGAAGGCUCUAGAAUCUCUCCUUGGAGACAUGAUAUUGUAUUUGACCACACAAGCCACCACCGAACCCUGGACAUUGAUGACCACCAUCUGUGUGGACGCCAAAGAGUCACCAGCCCAGAUGAAGCCCAGGGUGAUGGGCAUGAUCCUGAGUGUCGCCGCUUGCCUUAUCGUCUCCGCCAACCUCCUGGUGGCCAUGGCUUUGUUAAAGCUGCUCCUUAGGAAGAGGACCCAGAGCUGGUGUUUCGUCCUUAACUUGGCCUUGGCAGACGCUCUGGUGGGCGUGGCCAUCACAGGGCUUGCCACAGAAGAUUUCAACAGCGACAAAGUUGGUGGCUCUCAGGACCAGCAGCAAUACCGUGUCUCAUCAUCUGGAGAUGCCUCUGCAAACACAACCACCAUGGUCUCUCCUCCGGGGAAGGCCCGCUGUUUGAUGCGGAUGGCGUUUGUGAUGUCACCUUGCACGGCAUCCAUCAUGUCUAUGUUUCUGAUCUCACUGGACCGUUACGCAGCCAUCAAAAUGCCACUGCGGUACUCGCUGCUGUCUGGGAAGGGAACAGCAUUUGGGUUCUUGCUGACUCUGUGGAUCAGUGCCUUCACUGUGGGAUUUCUGCCAAUGGUGGUUCCACAGCUGCAGACGAAAGACUACGAGGGGUUUUGUGCCUUCUUCUCUGUCAUCCAUGGAAAAGGUAUCAUCAUCCUAUUUAGCAUUUGCUUCUUUCCAGUGCUCCUGAUGUUUGUUUACAUCUACCUUGACAUCUUGAAGAUUGCACAAAGUCACCUAAAGCAAAUCUGCCAGGGUCAGCAGGCAGGCUCCAGGUCAGCUGAACGUGGUCAGGGUCAUGAACCUUACCGUCAGCACCAGCAUCAGCAACAGCAUCAUCAACAGCAUCAUCAACAGCAUCAGCAGCCGCCGCUGCGGUGUAGUUACUGGACUCAUAUAAAGGCUCUGAGGAUGGUGGCAGUGCUCAUUGGCUGUUUCCUAGUCCUUUGGUGCCCCUUCUUUGUGGUCUGCCUCGUGCACGUUCUGUGCAAGAGCUGUGAACUUACUCAUGUGUUGGAGAACCAUCUCUGGUUAUUGGGACUCUCCAACUCCCUUAUCAACCCACUGGUGUACGCCUUCUGGCAAAGGGAGGUGCGGCUGCAGUUAGCAGCCAUGUUUUCCUGUUUCUUCACUGGGAGGUCAAACACUGCAGGACGUCAAAGUGUCAUUAGAAGAAAUGACCCUCAGGAUCCAGUGCAAACACAGGAGGUCCAUGCUGUUGGUGGAGACAACAUUAGCCCCACACUGUUGAGGCCAGUAAUCUGCGAUGAUAGGGCUGACACUGCAGCACCAUUCAGCACUAUCAGCCCAUAAAGUCUAAGUAACUGUACAAUAUUGGUCUAGUGUUUUACAGUAUUGUUGACCACUCUAAACCACGGGACGUACUGCAAAAAGCCUUUUUGCAAUCUGAGUGUCAGGGCCCAAAAUGGAUUUUUAUCUAAAUAUAUAAUAUCUAAAGAUUCCUGGGAUCCAACCAAGGGAAGAUUUUUUUUUUUUUGUAACAAAGUGGUUGUAUAUUAGCCUUCUGUGUGGCCUGGUAUCAGCCACUUUGACAACAUGCAUUAAGUCUGUCACCCAGGCCCUUGGUUUACUGAAGAGCACAGCUAUAAACAGCAGCCAUAUCCACUUAAUGAUUGAGCUAAAGUCAGUGGUGAUAAUUAAUCUGAACUUUUAAUUCUAAAGACCUCAACAGAUCAGCAGUUGAUCUCCUGACCAUGACAUCAGACUUAUGAUUUGUUUUACUGUAUGCAUGAGUUUCUGUUAGUGGCACAGUCGAAAUUAUGAAGUGUACGUUUAAUAACCGUUGCCUUGUAGCCACCGUGCCAGAGCUGUAAUGUGGCGAACACACACUACAGUGUCCAUACUACAGUACUCUGCUCCUUUAUUAGCACUCCAACUCCGACUCAUUCAUGUAUGAUUACAGUAGUGGCUGUUCAACAGGCUUUUGUAAGCUUUAUAUUCACUUUUGAUAAUUAAAGACAAUCCUUGUGAAACUCAGCUUUUGUGUGAUCGUAUUUUGUUAGCUCUUACAUUGGUAGCAGAAGGUUAGAGAUGAGUUAGGAGACAAAGAGGAGAUAUAUGGAUGCAGUGAGGGAGGACAUGCAGAUAGUUGGAGUCAGAGUAGAAGAUGCAGAGAACAGGGAGAGAUGGAAUACAUAAGCUGUACAAUAGUCACUAGGGUGACCCACAUGGAAGUGUGCUGGUACUCCACAGUUUUCGAGCGGGAACAGUUGGUCACUACAAAAACAUAAACCAUGCUCCAAAAGAAGAAAACUCUGAACUACCUUCAUUUUACACCAACUUUAAGUUGUUAGACUCUCAGGUGUAUUGUUCCCGUGCGAUAAACGGCAGUAGCUUUAAUAUAAUCUUUCUUGGAUUAGAGAUGAGUCUGUUUUUCUUAUCUGUGACUCAUCUUAACUGCACAUGUUAUAUUUUAUAGCUACGUCAUUUAGCCAGUCAUGGAAACUUCCUCCGCUCCAUGAAUCUUGAUAAAUGGUGCGGACUUUGCGUGUCAGCGGCCUAAACCAACAAAGCUGGACAUGCCUGGAUUUCUACAUGAGGUCAGACAGGAUAACAUUUACUUUAGCAUGAGCGAUUGAGCGGAAUCAGUCCAGAUGGAAGUGGAGGUUGUUUGGCAGCUCAGGCUGUAAUUUACAUAACAAAGUUAACUUCUAUACAGCCCUUAAAUGAUGAAUCGCGGUUAUAAACAACAUCACAUAUAUAUGUUCUGUUUUUUCUGGUUUUCACAGACUCCCACAAUUUGACCUGCCCAGAUCCUCUGUAACAUACAGUAUAUGUAAACACGUGGCUGAUAGAAAACAAAAAUUUGGAGACUUUAAAAGACAAAAAAUGUUUUUAAAUUAGAAAUUACAAAUAAUCACAACAAAAAGUUUGAAAA
Messenger RNA from Cynoglossus semilaevis (tongue sole), 2941 nucleotides. RefSeq names its product G protein-coupled receptor 119 (gene gpr119). Lineage: Eukaryota; Metazoa; Chordata; Actinopteri; Pleuronectiformes; Cynoglossidae. Gene Ontology annotation, biological process: G protein-coupled receptor signaling pathway. Gene Ontology annotation, cellular component: membrane. Bases 31 to 1356 code for a protein of 441 amino acids. Gene Ontology annotation, molecular function: G protein-coupled receptor activity. The record is from RefSeq and is a predicted model, not a curated record. The transcript is spliced from 2 exons.